Molecule: messenger RNA, 1449 nt
Organism: Aspergillus glaucus CBS 516.65
Lineage: Eukaryota; Fungi; Ascomycota; Eurotiomycetes; Eurotiales; Aspergillaceae
Exons: 3
Coding region: 348-959 (203 amino acids)
Source: RefSeq, a predicted model, not a curated record
CAUUCUAUUCUUGUGACUUGUUUUCAUAAUACUAUCCCCAAUACUACCAGCACAUUCUUUCUUCUACUACGACUAUUCAUUUGUCCGUUGGUUCUAUUUCGUACUCUACCCCGAACCCCAGAGCUCCAUCCGUCCUAUCUGGUCUAGGGAGACUCUGUCGGCUUCAAUCCAUCUAUUGGCCAUAUUGGGCAACAGAUUCUCCCGUGCAUUCCCUACGCCGCAUUCCUCAUCUUCUGUCUUUCCUCAUCCCUCGAAUUGUCUUUUGACGUCACUGUCUGAGAUCGUUCUAUAAAACGUCUUCAACUGAAUACCAAACACACAAUUGACACAAUUCAACCUGAAUGUUCAUGAUGUCCAACGACCGCGCAACUUCUCCCAUCUCCGUCCCCUCCUCCCACCAACGCCGGGCAUCUCUCGCCUCCUUCUCAUUUGGUAGUCCUCCAGCUUCCAACGCUGCCAACACCUCUACCGCUCCUCAGCAGCGGAGACUCUCCAUCACCACCCUUGGUCUAGCGGGCUCUCCCACUCAGACCUCUCCUUUCAACGGCAGACACUUCAGAGGCGGUAGUGUCUCGAGCUCGGUGGGAUCCAACCCCACCUCCUCUGAGGACUCGAUCAAUGAAGAAAGUGAACUGGCUGGCGCCACUCCUACCUCUCCUUUCGCCCGGCGGGUCUCUUAUGGUGCGCAGGCGCUGCGUGAUUUUCGGAGGGGAAGCGUCAACAAUGACGAACGCUUCAACUGGUCUGAAGCUCUACGCACCCGGGCCGAGCGUGCUCCAUCCCUGAGCGCUAUUCAACAGAACCAGAAUGCAGCCAACAUGAACCGUCAACGGGAACAGGAACGUGCGGUUCAGAUCGCCACGAUGGAGCAACCCGUCCGAGAGAUCCCACGGCAGCCCAAGCACAAAAAGCCGGACUUCUUCCAGGAGAAGAUCCUACGAGGGGACUUCAUGGACUGAUGUAUAAUUAUCUACGUCCUCUAUUUCGUUCUCAUUUCUAUCUGAUUCACGCUGGGAUAAGGAAAAGCGUCGGGAAAAGUGCUUUUCUCCUUUCUUUCCCCUUCUAACAGACACGGUCGGCUCAAGCAGCUCUGCACCGAUGUCGAUUUUGGCGAACACGGUACAUGUGGUUUACAGCGAGGUUCUGGGAUUAGCGGAGUUAUCUGGCAACUCGAUACGAUUUACGGGCAUCUUCUGAUUUGUAUGGGUACACUGAUGAUGCGUUUGGUUUCUUCUUUCGCUUGCGGCUCUAUUUCCACAUAUUUCUUUCUACUUCUUAUGUCAGCCCUGCUGGUCAGACUGUCUUUUCAUGUUUUAUAUUUUACCAGACGGCCAAUAAGCAGAAUGUAUAUGAACAUUGAUUUCAGAAUGAGAAACAGCAAAUACCUUGACUUGUCAUUGGUAUCUGAAUUCAUUCCAACUCCGAAAUCCAAGAGUAGCUUGUGGUGGU